AAUUUGAAUUACACACCGCCUGUGAUGGUCUCGAUGCUUUAGAGAUACUGAGGAAGCUUCCUGAACCACCUGAUUUGAUUUUAUGUGACAUAAACACACAAAACAUGAACGGUUUGAACGCGCUUAGAUCCGAUCCGGAGAAUCAGUUUAUUCCGGUGAUUUGGCUAUCCACAAAAAUGGGCAAGAACGCUAGCAUAGAGGAAAAAGAAGCGGAUGAUUAUUUGAUAAAACCGUUUUGUGCUAGGGAGUUGAUUGUUCGAGUCAGAGCCAACAUUAAACUCUCGUGUAUUCGUCGGAAAUUAUUAUUGCAGCAAAAAUGGCAAUUAGAAACCAAAGAUCUACUAUUUUCUAUAAAUCAAAAAAUUCGUUCUGGAUUUAAUAUAAAAGAAACGCUAGCCUCCGUCGUUAGACAAAUUCAAAAGAUAUUACCCAGUGAACGGGUAUUUAUCAUUAACACUAACUCUGAGAAUUGCAAGGAGUUUUAUCUAAUCGCUUUGGCGUCCAUCUAUCCAAACGAACACGAGCAUGUGGGAAAACCACUAGAUCAUAUAAUUUCAGAUAAUGAUAAAACCCCUUCAGGCGUUCCAUUUGAGCCAAUUUCGGAGACAUUUCGGAUCCUUCAAUGUAGACCUAACAUGGUUGUGAGGGAAAAUAUAUACUCGAGAUUAGUUGGUGAAUACGUUUCCACGAUUUUCACGCCAAUUAAAACGAACUCAUCAACCUGGGGAUGGCUGUUUACUUAUAGACCACCAAACAGUAUUUGGUUAGAUUCGGAAAAAGAGUUUGUCGAACAAAUUUCAAAUCAAAUUGGUUUGGCAAUUACACACGCAACACUAAUGGAAGAAAAAUUGAAAAAAGAGGCUCAAAUGGAAGCUGCAAGAGCUGCUAAUGAAGCCAAAGGACAAAUCUUGGCUAACACCUCUCACG
Messenger RNA from Acaulospora morrowiae, 927 nucleotides. NCBI's taxonomy places the organism in Eukaryota, Fungi, Glomeromycota, Glomeromycetes, Diversisporales, Acaulosporaceae. The record is from the annotation of a GenBank genome assembly.